Molecule: messenger RNA, 1772 nt
Organism: Brassica rapa (field mustard)
Lineage: Eukaryota; Viridiplantae; Streptophyta; Magnoliopsida; Brassicales; Brassicaceae
Product: syntaxin-related protein KNOLLE
Biological process (GO): exocytosis; vesicle fusion; intracellular protein transport
Cellular component (GO): endomembrane system; SNARE complex; plasma membrane
Molecular function (GO): SNARE binding; SNAP receptor activity
Source: RefSeq, a predicted model, not a curated record
AAUAUAUGAAAAUACUGAAAGGAAUAACAACAAUCCUAAACAUGAUAUGAUAGGUUACAUCGCAUUAUUAAUAUGUACUAUCAUGAUGAGAUCAUAAUUUAGAGAGAGGUAGGGUGAAGCUGGAGUCCAUGUGCUAAGAGCUUUCCAAUUUUCUUCACUUUAGUUUACUUUUGUAUGUGGUUUGGUUUUAUUUUGAUUUUCAGAAAAUAACCAAAAAAAAAUCUUUUAAGAAACAGAAAUGACUGAAUAUAUUUACUGAAAUAAUAAAUGUUUAAUAUGUGAAAUCAUACUGAAACAGUUAUCCUUUUAAGCAAAAAUAAUCCAUUUUUUACAAAUGUGUGAAUAUGAAGUAGACCAUUCUAUAUUUUGGUUUGGGAGAAUCGAACCAAACCGAAGAGGACCAACAUUCCAGUAUGUAAUUUAAACCGCCUAAACAAAUUGUAACCCGGUUCCACACAAUAAGAAAGACAUAGAAAAAAAAGCCCAAGUAAAGUGGGUAACAAACACGAAAAGCCCAAUUUCACAAUAAUAAAGCAUUAAAUCAUACACGUAAUUACAGUGUAGUCCCUCUAUUAUUUUUCCGUUACGAAUUCUCCACAAAUAAAGUUCUCUUAAUUAAAAAAAAGGAAAGAUAGCCGUUGGAGAAGAAGAAGAAGACGAAGACACUAACGGCUAUUUUUUCAUCUGAGCUUAUUAUAGAAGCUUCAUCACUUAUCUCUCUUCUCUCAAACUCUCACAUUCCUUGAGCAGAGAAUCUCAGAUCUAAGAUGAACGAUCUAAUGACGAAGUCGUUCACGAGCUACGUCGACCUAAAGAAAGCAGCGAUGAAGGAUCUAGAAUCAGGCCCCGCCGAUCUCGAGAUGACGAACAAAACCGACGAGAACCUCUCCUCGUUCCUCGAAGAAGCCGAGAAAGUCAAAUCGGAGAUGUCCUUGAUCGAGGCCGCGCUCUCUCGGAUCUCGCGCUACAACGACGAGAGCAAAUCCGCGCACAGAUCCGAAUCCAUGAAGUCUCUCCGCAACAAGAUCUCCAACGAGAUCGUCUCCGGUUUACGCAAAGCCAAAUCGAUUAAAUCGAACCUCGAGGAGAUGGACAGAGCGAACCGGGAGAUUAAACGGUUAUCCGGAACAACUCCGGUUUACAGAAGCAGAGUGACUGUAACCAACGGUUUAAGAAAAAAAUUAAAAGAAGUGAUGAUGGAGUUUCAGGAGCUAAGGCAGAGGAUGAUGAGUGAGUAUAAAGAGACCGUUGAGAGACGGUACUUCACCGUCACUGGAGAGAGACCUGACGAGGAGAUGAUUGAGAAGAUCGUUACUGAUGGAGGGGAAGAGUUUCUAACUAGAGCCAUUCAGGAGCAUGGGAGAGGGAAGGUGUUGGAGACGGUUGUUGAGAUUCAGGACAGGUACGACGCGGCGAAAGAGAUUGAGAAGAGUUUGUUGGAGCUUCACCAGGUGUUUUUGGAUAUGGCUGUGAUGGUUGAAGCCCAAGGGGAGCAGAUGGAUGAGAUUGAGCAUCAUGUGGUGAACGCGGGUCAUUAUGUUAAGGAUGGGGCUAAGGAGCUUAAGACGGCGAAGAAUCAUCAGAGAAGUAGUAGGAAAUGGAUGUGUGUUGGUGUUAUUGUGUUGCUUUUGAUCAUUCUUGUUGUUAUCAUCCCUAUCGUUACUAGUUUCACCUCUUCUUGAGAGAGACAUGAUGACUUAGUUGUUUGUUUUGUGCCUAAAGGAUGUCUUAAUCCUUGCUUUGUUGUGUUUGUGAUUCAAACUAUUAUGCAA